Molecule: messenger RNA, 3618 nt
Organism: Diatraea saccharalis (sugarcane borer)
Lineage: Eukaryota; Metazoa; Arthropoda; Insecta; Lepidoptera; Crambidae
Source: the annotation of a GenBank genome assembly
AAGAAAAUGGCGGUUGUUGUCACGAAAAGAUGUACUUCCGCUUCACUAUUUUAUUCUGUUCAUGAAUUGGAUUUGGGAAAAUAUAUUAUGAGGAAGUUUUAGUUGAUUACUUAUAAAGUUAAUCGCUGGUAUAUGGUUUAAAUAUGACUUUUACUAACGUACUACUUAUAAGUUCAGCUUAAUUCAUUGAAAAAGCGCGGCAGUAUUACACGGUUUAUUUGUAUGCAUAAACGUGAUAAAGUAUUAAUACACUAUCUAUUUUGUAUUAUAAAUGCGUUUAUGUACUUUUUUAAACAUGUGUAGUUUUGACUUGUCUAUUAUCUUCAUUAGUUUUGGUGUAAUCCGGUUGAAAUGUGUUAGUGAGUUCUUGUUCUAAUAUGACAACAAUGGGUGAAACAGAAGAGUUCAAUACUUUAGCCUUUGAAAAAAGGCUUAUGCAGCUAAAGGACACUCAAGAGAGUAUUCAGUCACUGUCUUCGUGGUGUUUGAAACAGAGGAGCCAUCAUAAAAAAAUUGUAUCUAGCUGGUUGAAUGUGCUAAAAAGAGUUAAAGUUGAGCAGAGAUUGACUCUGUUUUAUUUAGCUAAUGAUGUUAUACAGUAUAGCAAACGAAAAAAUUACGAGUUCGUUGAGAGCUGGGGCCUUAAUUUGCAAAAGGCUACACCUUUGGUCAGAGAUGAAAAAGUACGACCAAAAAUACUACGUAUAUUUAAGAUCUGGGAGCAGAGAUCUGUAUAUGAUGAUGAAUUCCUGUCAGAUCUCACAGGUUUGUUAAGUGCUGGAGCAAUUAAAAAGACUGAUGAUGAUCCUUUGGACUUCCAACCUCAGCAGCUUGUUAAUAAAAUAAAACAAUGUUCUGUAUUAGAAGCAGACACAGAUUUAAGGUUAAAGUAUAUCCAUGAAAGUCCCCUGAAAUUGUCAGAUGCUGAUGCUUUGAGUGCCAAUCUUAAAGAAAGGAGUCUUAAAGAUGAUGUGGAAAAAGAAUUAAAUGAAGGAAUAUCAUGUGUGGAGCGAUACACCCAAGCUCUGCAAAGGGAAAUUGUGGCUAGAGAAGCAUUGCUUGCACUAUUGACAUCAGCCAACCAGUACUAUUCUACCCAAAGGGGCGAAGUUAAAGUUGUCGCUUAUGCAUACAAAAACUUCGGUGCGCGGGUACGUGCAUUGAAGCGUAAGCUGGACGAGUUGAUACCGACUUUACCAAAUGCGGCACCUUCGCCACCUGAGAGGGAUGAGGAUGUGCCCUCGCCUGGGCCUGACGAGGACUUGGAUCUGCCCGCGCCCACAGACAAUGAUGACGACGAUAUAUCUUACAAUAUCGAUCGAACUUUCAACACGUCCAUGGCGGCCGACGGCACACUUUACAAUAUGGGAUUGUCAUCGUUCUUGAACAAUGAUAAUGCUUUAUCAAUCUUUAACGACUCUGGUGACAAUCACAGCAAUAAUGGUAACAAAAUAGAGGUAAUCAAUAGCAGACCAAAUGAAAAACAGGACUUUAAUAUUAAUGAUUUUCUGAAGACAUUAAUACCAAAUGAAAACAGUGCUAAUGCACCUGAUAAUAUUUCAGUGGCUAGUGGGACACUGUCGCAGAAGUCGCAAGAUACGUUGCCUGGUUUAGAUCUACUCACUCCAGACUCUACUGGAAAUCCACCGCCGCCUACAUCCUUCUACGGCACUAUGGAUAAUGUGAUUGACUUGGAUCCGGAACCUUACCAACCUGAGACAGCCAGUCCAUGGAGCAACCCGACGUGGAUUCCACCACCAGCACCCGUGCCGUUGCCAGUGCCGGCGCCUGUGUCUGUGCCGGUGCCUAUUUCUGUGUCAGCGCCGAUGCCUAUGUCCGCGCCGGUGGCCACUCCGCCGCGGAGGGGCGUGUUCUCUGACACGCCAGAGUCACCGCCCCCUGUGCCUUCUGUGCUCCCUCCUGCGCCCUAUUCUAUAAACCUUCAGCCAUUAACUACGAUACCUCCGCCUACUGAUGUCGAUCAUCGAGGAAUUUUACCGCCACCACCACCGCCGCCCGUUUUGCCUAUACUUGGACAUAUGGAGGAUGUGGACCACAGAUUAUUACCCAGUUUGCCACCCGUACCAGUACCACCUCCAGUAACUAGGCAUCAAACGCCACAAGACGUGGACCAUAGGAACUUAAUAUCAUUGACUCACCAACCACAGCCAAGGAUGCCAAUCAUGGGCCCGAGACCAGGAAACGCGAUUAAUUUGGAUCAAGAUUACAGAGUGCCUCCGAUGAUUCCACCGAGUGACAUUGUGGAGAGUGUCGAUAUGGAUUUAUCUGAUGACGAAGAACAGGGAUAUUCGCAACAAUCUGAACACCCUAGACGUCAUAGCUUUAAUAACAACAAAGUAUUAGUGGGCGGCGACAACGGGAAAACUAACCAUAAUUUAAUAAGAAUCAACAGCACAGAAUACGAGAAGCAACCUCACACUGCCCCAGUGUUACCACCCAUGACGAAUCCGUUCGACAAUAUGCCGACGGCAUUGAAGGCUUUAAAUCCUGCUUUACCAAAUUUCCCGAGGCAGAACGAGAGAGAGUUCGAGGAGGAGAACUCUAAUGACAGUGCUUAUGAAGAAGACUUGAGAAGUAGAGGGAUGGAUAAGGAAGUGAGAAAUCCAUCACCGCCGUUCCAGGAAUAUUCGGACGGUGAUUGGAGAGGCCCUCAAAGGUUUCCGGGCCAACGAUUCCCAAGAAAUUGGUCACCGAGGACUCCUUUCAGACCGCAGGGCUUCGGUCCGCAAUUCUGGCCAAGACACGCCCCCCGUCCCCCUGCUAGAUUCCCAGGACCGAGACCCCAACGGUUUUGGUGAUUGUGUGUUUACUCAAGUGAUUGGUUAUAGUGAUAGUGACAAAUGAUAUUGUUGUUUGAUGACCUGUAAGGUGAAAUUUUUUUUCCUAAUGCCCUCUUGGAGCGUAACGAUGGCUUAAUCUGCAAAUUGGCCAACUCCGUUUUAAGCAAUUUUAGAGGAAGGCAAAAAAACUUAAUAAAAAAUUCAAUAUUUACAAUAUCCAUAUUCCAAAAUACUAUGUGGUGCUUUUUUAUUAUGCAUACGGAAUUAACUGAACAUUAUGAAAAAAUAUAUUGAUCACAUACCUUUAAAAUAGAUUUUUGGAGAUGGCCUAUUUGAAAAUUAAAAAAUUAUAAAAAUAUGGGAGUUGUCCACUUUUCUGUAACUCCUAUAUUUAGAUUUAUAUAGAUUUUUUAGAUUAGUUUUGCAUAAUAAGAGAAAAGAAAACUAUAUUUUUGUCACAAAAUAUGUUUUAUUAUGUCUUAUAAUGUUAAAAGUCUUCAUUCAUGUGGUAUGUUGUUGUAGAAGUCCCUGUAGUCCACCGGUAGGGUAGAUUUUAAUUCCUGGAGGUCUUUGAACUUGCGAUUUUUAAUUUGUAGCCGAUUUUUAUAAAGGUUCGGUAAGCUUUCAAUUGCCGUGGGUGCGAUAUUUCUAUCGCAUCGUUGUGGUAGUAACUGCCACUCAUCUUUAAAUCUUAGUUUAAAGUAUAUGUUCCCUUUUUUAUAUUGCAGCGCACGAAUGUCUGUGACCUGAACACAAACAAUUUACCUAAUCAAUCAAUUACACAGUAAAUGUGUUUUUUACAUUCCUACUGAAACCU